AUGGAGAAGAAUACCCUCUACAGCGAGCGGUCCUGGCCAGCAGAGGUCUACGCUACAAGCUGGGGAACAGUUAGAACAACUCGUGGCCCUCUCCAACCCAGAGCAUCGACCCCGCGUGCGUUACCGCCCGUUCGCAUAUCAUUACCUCUUCGCCUGGUCGUAGUCCUCCAGCUCUGCGGUAGGGAAGGAGUGGAUCCUCAACUGUUAGUGAACUCUGAAAAGGAGGUUGCAUCCUGGAAACCAGAAGAGAAAGUUCCUCUUCUGCAGACUAGACCCUUAAAUCCUACGGGAAAGGAAUAUGACGGUGACGGUCGGGGGGGUGCCCCUGGAGGAGCCACUGCCGGACACGACGGCCCUGGUUCACGCACACCCCCAGUUCCGGGAGUCGGCUGCCAGGCUGACCACCCAGCCGCCCAAGGUGGUGGGACCGGUCGGCCUCCUCUACGUGCAGCAGAGGGAGAUGGCAGUCACUGUACCCCAUGACAAAAAUGUCAGUAUAUUGGGUUCUGAAGAUGCUACGACCUGUAUCAUCCUGAUUCUUAGGCAUACCACUAGCGGAGCUGUUGGAUUAGCUCAUUGCGAUGGUGCUGGUACAGAAGAAGGAUUGGUUACCUUAAUCUCAAGGAUACAAGAGCUUGCGCUGGGCUAUCCAGAAGGAAGAAUGCAACUACAGCUCGUUGGAGGCUACUUAGAUGCAAACAAUUAUACAGAAGAACUAUUCUAUAGUAUACUUCAUGUCUUUCACAAACAACCUAUUGAAAUAGAACUGAUCACAGCCUGUAUUAGUGAUGUGAACACUGUUGUGAGAAAUGGUAUUCAUGCACCAAUUAUAUAUGGUGUUGGCUUCAAUGUCAAAACUGGAGAGUUAUUUCCAGCAACAUUUCCAGAUAAAGGACCUGAACAGAGUUUAAGAACUGCCAGGCAUCUUUCCACGAGUCAGUCUACCAUGUUGGAUGUCUAUGACUGUGGGCUCGGUUUGUUGAGGAUUGGCCCGUUUAGCUAUCAGCCAUUACGAGGAGUAGAUCUGUGGCUAGAACAGUCCGAUGAUAUCAUUCUGCAGCAUCUUUCUACUUCUCCUCAAGUAGAACCACCUCAUUUCACUAUGCAGAUACGUGCUGCUUUAAAGUAUAUUCAAGAAAAUCCAUUUCCAGCUGUGACCGUCUUUCGUGAAAAUAGGCCUCAUUAUUAUAGAAGAGAUGAAUUAACUGGUAUAUGGACUCCUUUUAGUUACUGAAGACUAAAUGCGUUAGUGUUGGUGUCAAUUACUGAAGUUGCUGGAUUGGAAGAUUCUUAAUGGUUUUCAUUAUGUUAUAUUUAGAAAUUUCGAUUCCAUUAAUAUGGUUAAGAAUUUGUUGAUUCUCUUGUGUGAAUGUUAAAAAAAAAUUACUGCUUUCUUGUCUUAUAUGUAGUUCUAGUAAUUAAAAGAUUAUCUUUCAAAUAUAUUUUUAUAUAAAGAUAAGUGCUUCCACUGUUUUUUGUAUUUCAUUUAUUAUCAUUGUACAUAUUUUUAAAAAUACAAAUAAGAGAGAUAAAUAUAUUGUUUAUUGGUGCUUCUAACUAGUUAUAUGCACUAUCACCUUUUAAGCAAUCAUUCACCAAAGUUGUUUAGUGCUGUUUUAUCAAUUAUUUGAAUCAAAUUUAAAUCCAAUUAUAUUUAACGCCAUUUUAAUUAUUAAUGAACUGUUAAUCAAAAGUUAUAAUUUGUGCCAUUGUACAGUCACUAAGUGAUAAUUAACAUGUUUAUAAUCUCAUUCCAAACUUUAUGAAUUUGGUGUUUGUAAAUAGUUGGAAUAAGAUUUAAAUAUCAGUUUUGAAUAGUUUAUAGAGGUAAAUUUUACAAUUUAUGUUCCAUAAGUAUGAUAAGUUAAUUUAAAUAGCUGUUAAUUUAAAUAGCUGAUAAGUAUGUUGAACAUCACUAAAAAAAUGUUUCUUUAGGUUUUUCAUAAAGUUAUAAUCCUGUUGAAAUUUGUACCAUGACAUAAUUUUAUCUUUAAUCAAUCAUAGCAUUAUAAAUAAGACAAAUUUCAUUCUCAGUGUCUUUAUGUAAAUUAUUAUAAAGUUAGUGUUAAGAAGGAACGCUUAGUUCCAAUUGUGAUAUUAGGAUGAAAAAUUAAAUCAAAUCUGUAAGCUCAUAUGAACAAGUGGCCUGGCCUCUGUGAUAUAUGCCUUUUUAUUUCAAUGUUGUUUACUUGUUAUUUCUGUGAAUAUUUUUAUGAAUUAAUCAAAUGAGUCUCUCAUAAGUCAAAUGUGCAAUACUAAAAAAGAAAAUUACAUAUUCUAAGAAAGUUUUUUAUUAAUUCUAAAAAGUAUUAAUUAUCGAUUAUUUGGGAAAAUUCAAUCAUUCAUUGCCAGUUCUUUCUUCCUCUGGUCGACUAUCCACCUGGUAUAAACUGGAAUGAUGAGACUCAAUUAAAGCUGGUUAUGAAUAAUAAAUAUUUUCAUCUCUUAUUUAAAUUUUAAAUCAGGCAUUAAAUUGUUUAAUAUAUUGUAAAUUAUGUUAAAAUAUUAUAUCUAUUUAUUUGAAACAAUAACAUUAGUUUUAUGUAUCUUUUUCAAAGGUAAUUUAAUUAUUUUUGUUUUUAAUUUAAAAAGUGUUUCAUAAGCUAUUUUUUAUCAAUUUUUAAUUAUGUGGUUGUUACUUAUGUUUUAUUUUUUGCCAGAAAAAGUUUGUUAUUAAAUUUUAUGCUGUUAUGAAUGAAGUUUAUGUUAAGUGGAUUAUAUGAAAUUUUUAUUAUUGUAAAAGAAAUAAAAUAUUUGUCUAUAUAAAAAAACAAAAAAAAAACAAAAAAAAAAAAACACGAUCCAUGCAGCCAUAUUGAUAUGUAAUUCAAUAAUAAAUAAGGUGCCUCUAAACUAUAUAGCUGAACAGGGCACCUAAAAUAUAACCAAAUAAAUAAAUAAAAUAG
Molecule: messenger RNA, 2906 nt
Organism: Nezara viridula (southern green stink bug)
Lineage: Eukaryota; Metazoa; Arthropoda; Insecta; Hemiptera; Pentatomidae
Source: the annotation of a GenBank genome assembly